AUGGAUUUUAGUAGAGAGAAAGUGAAGAACAAGGGGCUGAUCUUGAAAACCUGGGAGCGUUGCAAGUCGUUCGGCCGAGGGAGAAGAACUUCACCGUCCUCCGCCGGAAUCAAACGAUUCUUAACGAGAAAGACGAAAUCGUGGCCACGCCUGGAGGUUAUCUCCGGCGAAGAAGACGAGGACAAGGAGGAACGGCGGCGGAGCUUCCGACGGAAGCGGAGAGUGGCACCAGAAGGCUGUUUCACGGUGUACGUCGGAGCGGAGAGGCAGAGAUUUGUGAUCAGAACAGAGUAUGCGAAUCAUCCUCUGUUCCGAUCGUUGUUGAAGGAAGCGGAGGCGGAGUACGGAUAUAACUGCCAGGCGCCGCUGUCGCUGCCGUGCGAUGUGGAGAGUUUUUACGGAGUGCUGAUGGAAAUGGACGACGGUGCCGCCGAUGUCCGGUGUGGAUGUGGACAUCCUACUCCGAAGAGAAUUGGAUCUUAG
Molecule: messenger RNA, 483 nt
Organism: Cucurbita pepo subsp. pepo (vegetable marrow)
Lineage: Eukaryota; Viridiplantae; Streptophyta; Magnoliopsida; Cucurbitales; Cucurbitaceae
Source: RefSeq, a predicted model, not a curated record